Messenger RNA from Exophiala spinifera, 864 nucleotides. RefSeq lists its product as uncharacterized. Gene Ontology annotation, molecular function: oxidoreductase activity. Lineage: Eukaryota; Fungi; Ascomycota; Eurotiomycetes; Chaetothyriales; Herpotrichiellaceae. The record is from RefSeq and is a predicted model, not a curated record. The transcript has a single exon. The coding region runs from base 1 to 864 and encodes 287 amino acids.
AUGGCGAAAACCUGGCUAAUUACAGGCUCUUCCUCGGGCUUUGGGCUCUCGCUGGCCAGGUAUCUGCUUGCACACGGUCAGAAUGUCAUCGCGACCUCUCGCAACCCGAGCAAGACCCCAGAUCUGGUCAGAGAAAUACAGUCAAACACUCGUGGCCGCUGGGUGACCUUGGACGUUACUUCACCUGGCCAGAAGGUUGCCAAGGUCAUCGAAGAUGCGUGGAAGGAGUUCGACGGCAUUGAUGUCCUCAUAAACAAUGCCGGGUAUAGCAUUCUUGGAGCUGCAGAGGAAAUCCCCGAAGACCAAGCAAAGGCUCAAUUCGAAGUGAACUUCUGGGGAGCUAUUCGAGCGACCCAAUCCAUCCUGCCUCUAAUGAGAUCGCGCAAUUCCGGUACAAUCGUCAACAUCUCGAGUAUUGCUGGGAUCGACGCUCUUCCAACUUGUGCCAUUUAUGCGGGCAGCAAAUUCGCUCUCGAAGCAUGGUCGGAAUCCUUGUCCCGAGAGGUAGCUUCCCUUGGCUUGAGAGUGCUCAUUGUCGAACCUGGCGCUUUCAAGACAAACUUUUUAUCCAAAGAUGCAGCACUUGUCGUAGAGCCAAGCGAGGCUUACAAGUCAACUGCGGUCGGGUCUGUGCUCGAAAAGCUCCAUAAGCUCGAUGGCCAACAGCAGGGUGAUCCAGGCAAAGCGGCGCGGGUCAUCUUCGAACUUGUCACAAAUACUGGGGUUGGGGUGGGCAAGGAGAAUUUCCUGAGAGUGCCACUGGGCCCUGAUUGUUUUUCGAGGUUUACUGAAACCUGCCGUCGGCGACAGGAGAAUUUGGACGCCAUGGAGGAGAUCGCAAAGUCGACGAACGUGAACGCAUGA